AUGGACGCCAUAGAAUCCCAGCUGCAUGUGCGAAACAAGUGUGAACAGCUACAGAAAUCGAUCAAAGAGCUGUACGAGUGGGAAGAACGCAUGAAAACUACAAAUACUGCCAAAGCUCCACCAGCGGAUAAUAGUGAGAAUAAAACAUUACCGCCCGUGCGAAGUGAUGUGAGAGCAAUGAGCAAAUUCUCCGAAGACAAAGCGAAUGUCGAAAAGCAGGAUCAAGCAGAGGGUGAAACUGUGAACAAAAAAAUGUUGGCCGAUGCCGAGAUGCUCAAGGAGAGAGGCAAUAAGCAGUGCAAGCUGGGAAACUUCCAGGAAGCAAUAGAACUGUACAGCCAGGCCAUUGAAACGUACGGCGAUAAUGCAGCGUACUACAGCAACCGUGCGUUGUGUUACAUGAACUUGGACCUUUUCGACGAUUGCCUUGCGGACUGUAGCACAGCAAUCGCAAAGGAUCCCAAGUACAUAAAAGCUUACUACCGCCGGAUGCAAGCGUUCGAACGUUUGGGCGAGAACGAAAAAGCUGCCACCGAAUGUCGCGAAAUAUUGCGCCUUUCGCAGGAUGAGAAUGAAUUGAACACGGCAAAGCGAGAUUUGGCCCGAAUAGAGAAACGCCUAGAGGCUUCCCAAAAGUCAGCGGCAUCUUCACCCGGCAAAAACAGCGCUACGUCAGCGGAAAUGGAUCCAACACUUGCACUGGUGAAGCAGGAAGCCGACAAAUAUAAGGAGCUUGGCAACAAACAUCUCGCACGGAAAGACUUUGAAAAGGCCGAACGUAGCUACACGAAAGCGAUUUCUCUGUUUGCCGAGGAAGCCAUCUAUUACACCAACCGCAGUCUGUGCUAUUGGAAUCUGAAAGAUUAUGACAAAUGUUUGGCCGAUUGCAAUAAGGCAAUACAGCUGGAUGAAACCUAUUUCCGGCCCUACUAUCGCCGAAUGCAGGUUCGGGAACUUCGCGGUGCUUACCAGAGUGCGGUCGAAGACUGUCGCAAGUUUAUCGAGUUGGUCAAGGACGAAAAGCAGAAAGGGACAGCGGAAAAAGAUCUUUUGAGAUUGGAGCGACUGGUCAAAAAUGAACAGCCCGCCAAGCAAGCGUUCGUUUGGAGUGAAAUCAAGAAAAAUGCUAAGCUGAUUAAGUUUAUCCAAAAGCCACCGCAUCUUCGAUCGAAAAAACCACUUACCCGUGUAGCCAUCAAAGACCUUACACCCUGUCCGAUUGUAAUCGACAACAAAAAUCUUCCACCCCCGUCCAAGUGUAAACCGAUUCCGGAUGCAGCGAUCGAUAAAAUGUUUAACAACAAUACGGGCGAACGAUUAAUAGAACCGGAAGAGCCAACCAAUCUGGAACAUCUGUUCCCGGCGCAUUCGAAAAAGCUUCGCAAUCUCUUCUCACCGCCUACUACGCCAACCGAACAAAAGAAACCCUUCGCGCCGGCAAUCAACAAAGCAACGUCAGCGACAGGAACGGUCCCGAAGAAAGCGGCAACCAACAGCAGCAGUAGCAGCAGCAGCAGCGCCACACAAGAGCAAAAGGAUAAAUCCGCGAAAAAGGUGGAACCAGUGCAAACAAACCAAAAGAAAAUGGAAAAAGGAAGUCAGGAUUCAAACGAAAGGCAUCCCAAACCGGCUACCGUUCCCGUUGUGACCCCCUCGAUGCGGCCACCCACCACUGUUCCUGGCGUUCCAAAGACAAGUGCUCAAUUUUACACCACCUGGAGUGGAUUGGACGAGGAUUUGAGAUAUCAGUACUUAAAGACGCUUAGCAGCACACCAUCGUGGCGAAAUUUGCUCGGCGCCGGCCUGUCGAAUGAAAUGUUAAGUGAGCUGUUACACAUCCUGCAGAAACGGUUCAUUCCCGACCGGGUCGAGGUAACGACCGUUUUAAAAGAAAUCGUGCAAAACGAAUCGAUCGGCAUACUGUCACUAAUGAUGGACGGAAAGGAUCGCGAAGCUACGGAACAGCUGCUCAAAUAUAUGGAAACUAGCAGUGUAAAGAAGGACGACAUAGAAUCCAUUCGGAGCAAACUUCUAUAA
Anopheles marshallii is the source of this 2037-nucleotide messenger RNA. It is a transcript of the gene spag, whose product is annotated as RNA polymerase II-associated protein 3. Gene Ontology annotation, molecular function: heat shock protein binding. Lineage: Eukaryota; Metazoa; Arthropoda; Insecta; Diptera; Culicidae. Gene Ontology annotation, cellular component: cytosol; mitochondrion. The coding region runs from base 1 to 2037 and encodes 678 amino acids. The record is from RefSeq and is a predicted model, not a curated record. The transcript has 6 exons.